AUGCCUACGGAAGCCAAAAGGAUUGUUAUCAAAGGGUUUGACCCUCUGAAAUCCAAACAGCGACAAGAAAAAUAUUAUAAUGUUAUGAUCCAGCAACUAGACAUUGCUCUGCAGGUCAUUAUGGCAGGCUUGGGUUUGAAGACUGGCUAUCAAGAACUAUAUUCAGGCAUUGAAAACUUAACCAAGGCCAAUCAGGCUUACCGCUGCUUUACUUUAUUGCAAAAUCACUUUACAUCCGGUAUUCAGUUACUAACAGAUGCUUGCCUGGCCUCCAUUUCCCACAAGACAGACGAAGUCAAUGCUUGCUCCAUCGUAGUCCGGCAUUGGAAGCAAUGGAUGGAGCGGGUAGAAACUGUCCAAAACGUCUUUUAUUACAUGGACAAGACGUUUCUUGCAAAAUCCCCAGAGUUUCCUACAGUAGGAGAUUUCGCCCUUUCUCUAUUUCGUGAUGAGCUUUUGAGUACGAAGACCAUUCAAGUUCCGUUUUUGAAUGACGUUUUGAAGCUUUAUGAAGAGAUUCAUUCAGGAAAACAAAUUGAUCGUGGUUGCCUACAAGAAGCGAUGUUAAUCCUUCAUCGUGUCCAAUACUAUGGACUCGUAUUUAUGCCGAUGUACCUUUGUUUUUUGGACCAAUUUUACCAAUCUCAAUCCGAGGAUCGCAUAAAGACGGUUUCGAUGAAUGAAUACUUGCUGUAUGUUCAGCAAAGCCUAGAUUACGAAUUGUUGGUCAUAAAAGAAUUUGAUUUAGUUCGACAUCAAAAGGAUAUUCUUGAAACGUUACAAAAUCGGCUGAUCCAAAGCCAUUUACCUAUGUUAGUGAAUGGCAUUCGAAAAUUUGUUUGCGAUCGCGAUUUAGAUUCGUGCAAACGUUUAUACUCUCUCCUCCAUCUGACUUCAGAAACAUCGGAAUUAGUCCAACCGUGGUCUAAUUGCCUCACAGAGAUCGGGUUUGAGCUUGUGAAUGACGAAAAAGAUGAAGAUGUGUUAGUACCGAAUAUGCUGUCAUUGCAUACUUUCUUGCAAACGGUGAUAGAGAAGGCUUUUUCCAACGAUGAAGCGUUAUCGUAUGCAAUGCGGAAAUCGUUUGAAACAUUUAUCAAUGGUGGAUCGGGAAAACGCAGAGAAGCACCGGCAAAGUCUAUAGCCAAGUAUAUUGAUUAUUUACUUCGGUAUGGGGAGCAGGUAACGAAGGGCACGCCUUUACUGGAAAUUUUCGAAACGCUAUUAGAUAUAUUUCGAUAUGUUGCAAGCAAAGAUGUAUUUGAAGCGUUUUACAAGCGGGACAUUGCGAAGCGGCUAUUGCUUAACAAAUCGGCGAGUUCGCAAAACGAGCGGCUGCUGUUGGAGAUGCUAAAAAAGACGUGCGGAAGUCAGUUUACGCAUGCAUUGGAAGGGAUGUUUAGGGAUAUAAAUUUGUCGAAAGAGUUUUCGAGUUCAUUCCAACAAUCCAAGUUGUCAAAAAAUCUUCACCGAGAUUUGUAUGUGAACGUGUUGUCGCAGGCGUAUUGGCCGGCGUAUCCGGAAGGGCAUGUACGGUUGCCGGAGGACAUGCAAGAAGAUAUACAGCAAUUUGAGAAAUUCUAUCUGGCAAAGCAAACGAGCAAACAGAUUCGAUGGCUGCCAUCGCUGGGACAUUGUUUGGUGAAAGCGCGAUUUCCUCUGGGCAACAAGGAGCUUAGCAUAUCGUUGUUUCAAGCGUGUGUUUUGUUGAAGUUUAAUGGAUGCGCACCUGGGGAAGGACUUACGUAUCGGGAUUUGCAGAAAGCGACGGAAUUGUCAGAGGCGGAUUUGACGAGAACGUUGCAAUCGUUGAGUUGCGUUCGUGUACGGCCGCUGGUGAUGGUUCCGAAGGGAAAAGUACCGAAGCCGGAGACGAAGUUUUAUGUGAAUGAGAAAUUUACAGACAAGUUGUACCGAAUCAAGAUCAAUCAGAUUUACCUGAAGGAUGAACGGCAGGAAAGUGAAGAAGUACAAGAGCAAGUGGUGCAAGACAGACAGUUUGAGCUACAAGCCGCGGUGGUGCGGAUUAUGAAACAAAACGAACGACUAAGUCAUGACCAGCUUGUAGAAAAGACAAUAGAGAUUUCCAAGGAUCGGGGUGUUCCAGAGAUAUCGGAUAUCAAGUCGACGAUUGAAAAAUUGCUUAACAAGGAAUACCUAGAACGACAAGAUGGCAACGAGUAUGUGUAUGUACCAUAA
Molecule: messenger RNA, 2199 nt
Organism: Schizosaccharomyces osmophilus
Lineage: Eukaryota; Fungi; Ascomycota; Schizosaccharomycetes; Schizosaccharomycetales; Schizosaccharomycetaceae
Gene: cul4
Product: cullin 4
Exons: 1
Coding region: 1-2199 (732 amino acids)
Biological process (GO): ubiquitin-dependent protein catabolic process; DNA damage response; protein ubiquitination
Cellular component (GO): Cul4-RING E3 ubiquitin ligase complex
Molecular function (GO): ubiquitin protein ligase binding
Source: RefSeq, a predicted model, not a curated record